Molecule: messenger RNA, 1628 nt
Organism: Sphaerulina musiva SO2202
Lineage: Eukaryota; Fungi; Ascomycota; Dothideomycetes; Mycosphaerellales; Mycosphaerellaceae
Exons: 1
Coding region: 693-1469 (258 amino acids)
Source: RefSeq, a predicted model, not a curated record
GAGCGAGUGUGCAGACAUGAGUAGAUUGAACGAACAUGCCCUCUCGUGUGGCGCGAGAGAACCUUGUGCUUGGAUAUCAGCAUGGCUUGAGAUGAUGCGGACACAUUUACUCGUGCGAUGAGGCAGAAUUGACCAUGAUACAUGCUAUCGAAUGGCUGCUGGCUCAGACAAAAGGCCGCAAAUAUCUAUGAAGGCCGUGGAGGAGAGCUGAUCUAACAAGACUCAAUAAGGACGCUGGCUUAGGAGCACGUGGUUGUGAUCUUUAGGUUUUCUGAAAAGCACCUUCACUGUGUGCACACUGGCAAUAUAUUGCCGUGAAGACGUUUAGAGACGAAGCCGAUGAUGGAAUGUGACUUCGAUGGCAAGCUGAUCAUGUCGAAGGGCCAAUCGGAUGGAAGGUGCAUGUUCGGUGUUUGUGCACCAGAGCAAUACCUACCUCUUUGGCGGGCCUGCAGGCGUGAAGACGUGCGCUAUAGUGUUGCACUGGUUGCUUCGAUGGACGGGGAACCAGUAAGACGGCGAUUGUGUCUCAAAAGCAAACAAUGGAAGCACAAGCCUGUCACGGAGCAGCAAGUAGUACAAACUACCUGGAUUUUGCGUGCCAUUGAGUCGUACGCAGUUAGACUCUAGGUGCUGCUGAAAGGCAACUACAAAUACGAAAGCCAGGAACGAACAUCACGACCGUCACCGCCAUGACGGGAGUGGCGAAGGCACGGUCGCAGACGCGACAAGCUGGCCGAAUCUUCAUCGAUUCCAGUGGCAGGACAUAUCCAAUCUCAAGUUACCAUCACACUAGCUCUCACAAAACACCUGCCUUAACGGCAACCGAUAUUCAAGCAAGGAUACAUCGCAAAACAAGUAUAUUGAAGCACAAUCAGACCUCAUCCAAGCAAAGCUCUGAUGGAAACGGCCACAUUGCGUCCAUUUCUAGUCCUGCGACUAUGGCAUUGAGUCGCAUUGGCAGCCCAGAUCCCCAGAUUGAAUCCUCAAGAACAGCUGGUACGAAACAACAGGCCCAGGUCUCAGUGGCAAACGCUUCAUUCGAACUCGACUCUCCUCGGGCUGCGACUCCGCCUCCCGAAUCUAGCGCCUACCCUGGCUUGAGUCACAGCAUCUCUGGUCCAGUCACAGGAGGCAAGAACCGCGGAGUGAUCUCGCGCUCGCCUGCUGUUUCUCAUGCGGAUAAACCCGCGCCGUCUUUGUAUGCGUGGCCGAACACCGAUAACGCUUCAAUGCACAGCGACCAGGAUUUCGAUUUGGGAUACAAGGGGAAGCCUGCCAAGCCUUUCUGUCACAAGAUGCAUACCCGGGUGUGGAGCUCGGUAUACACCAGGGCAGCGGAAGAUUAUGUCCGGGAACUCCUAGAGGUGAGGUACCCUGUGAGAGCGGAGACGGGCAACGAAGAGAGGUCGGCUUUGUUGGGUGGAUGGAGAUGGGGUCUGAGAAGUCUCUGGAUGAGGAACCUCUGAUUGUUACUGGAUGGAGAUGCUUGUACGGACAAAUCAGCUGGCCAUUCAUGAGGCUGCGAAGGUCGGGGAACAAUUCGGCGUUGACACUGAGCAUAUAUAUCGCGUACUAGGUACAGUGUCUCUGUCCUUUUCAUGCUCAUGCCUUGUGCAGAGAGUCAC